This is a messenger RNA of Penaeus vannamei (Pacific white shrimp), 1691 nucleotides long. The record is from RefSeq and is a predicted model, not a curated record. Lineage: Eukaryota; Metazoa; Arthropoda; Malacostraca; Decapoda; Penaeidae.
AGCCUUCGUGUUUGCAGACGACGACGUAACUAUGGACACAGAGUGCUUUCCGUCUCCUGUCUCGCACUCGUUACCCAUUAUGGAUUCGUAGCAGUAGGAUGUAGCCCAGCUGUUGUGAAUUAUGGGCCCUUGAGUAAAGAGAAGAUGACUCAGGAGGAGGACGAUCUGGAAGAAGAAUUACGUUGCUUAGAUAUUCGUGAAGAUCAUGGGGCUGAAGAGAGUGAUGUAACCCCUACAAAUACACCUCCAUCAUCACCUCCAAUUUUGUAUAUAAAGAAGUACCCACCAAGUCAGCCUGUUGGAUAUGAAGAAAAUAAAGAUUUUGGAAGAUAUUCAAGAGGAGAUGACAAUGAAUGCAGAUCAGACUCCUCUUUAUCAUGGGGUGAUGAUGAGUUUGAAGGAGAGGCCACCAGACAAGUCAGUGCCCUCUUUGACCAACUUGACUCUUUGCUCUAUCAGGAUGACUCUGUAACCUCUGCUGUGCCAUGGUUUGUUAGUGGAAGCACAAAAGUGUGUGUGAACGAGGAUGAGAAAACUGUUUCACCUGCUGGAAGUAUUGGGUACUUCUCAAGUCCAGAGAGUAAUCCUGAUGAACACAUUGAAACCAAUAUAAAAACAAUUAACAAAGAUACAAUUUUUAAUGUGGAUAAUGUGGGAUCACAAACGUUAUUGUUAAACAGUGCAAGAUUAUUAGAAUCAAGUUCUGGAUUAGGUAGUGAUCUUCUGGUAGCCCCUGAACCGACUCCAGAAUUACUAGAGGAAUGCUCAAAUUGGGUACACCACUUUCCACAUUUUAGAAUUAGGGGGCGUGUAUUGGAGACAUCAUUGCUUAAUAUCAUAGAGCAGUAUAUGAAUGAAGAUUCUCUGCAUGAAGAAACCUUAGAAAAUGAGGAAGUGAUUGAAGAAGAUGGUCACUUUCACCAUCUGCUGCCUAUAGUUAAUAUUGUCAGUGCCAAUCAAGUAAAAAAUUCUUCUCAUGUUAAUCCAAAGACAGGGACUUCCAGUAGUCGAGUGUGUAGUGGAUCAAAUGAUCCAGAAGUACUAAAAGAGCAAGUGCUCAUAAUGCUCUUUGAUCAUUUGUGGCCUACAGUGACAAAAGCAAUUGAACCACUGCUUCAUUCAUAUGCCAAGUAUGUAAUUGAACAGUCAGUACAAUAUUCAUCUCUCUCUAGGGAGCCCAGUACUAGAGGGGCCAGAAGGGGUAGACAGACUCCUGUAAGAAAAUAUAGUGCAGAUCUUGGGAGAGCUACUCAGAGGCACCUAAAGCUCCCAGAGAGUGUGAAUAGACCUGAUAGUGGCAUUUCUGUUAGAGGAUACAGAGCAAAUCGUCCAUUGAGUGGAAUCCAGCGACCAUCAAGUGCUAUAAAUAGAUUGCAGGGUUUUCAGCCUACACCAAGUAUCCACCAAGGAGAAUUACAAGAACUUCUGCAGGUAACAACAAAACCAUUGCAGAAUGGAGAAGAUAGAUUACGUUCUAGAAUCUCUUCUGCUUCACACACCCGUGAGUCUUCAGCUCGGUCCAGUCUGUCUUUGGUAUCUCUUCCUUCUGUCACAACUCCUCGAGGCACAACACAGCGACCUGUAUCUUCUAGAGCAGCUCAUCAUCUUCUGACCCCCAUGCGCAUUGACAGUUUUAGUACCACUUUGGAGCAAAGGCCAUCAUCUACCUCAUCAUAUAAUGCUCGUUCUAG